Molecule: messenger RNA, 1466 nt
Organism: Rhinichthys klamathensis goyatoka
Lineage: Eukaryota; Metazoa; Chordata; Actinopteri; Cypriniformes; Leuciscidae
Gene: loxl5a
Product: lysyl oxidase-like 5a
Exons: 6
Coding region: 12-1466 (484 amino acids)
Biological process (GO): peptidyl-lysine oxidation
Molecular function (GO): copper ion binding; protein-lysine 6-oxidase activity
Source: RefSeq, a predicted model, not a curated record
AACAUUUCGAAAUGAAGAAAUAUUCGCUUAUUCUCUUCUUCUUCAUACACCUGUGCGUCCUGGUGUGUUUUAGCACCACGCAGCGUAAUGGACCCUGGAGACACAAGAUUAAGUGGGAAACUAACGGACAGGUUUACAGUUUACUGGGCACCGGUUCUCAAUAUCACACACCUGUUUCUGGAAAACAUACAAGAGUUUUAUUGACCAGGCAUAUGAUGCCAACAGGCAGGAUUUUCAUGGGACGUUUUGCCAAUAGGAUGCACACAGUUGGGCAUGUGGUCCAUUCAAACUCAGUGCCAGAGCACAGUCCUGGUAUGGAUGCAAGACACUACAUGGUGUCUGGUCGUAUAUCUAUGAGGAAUAAUCAGUUGUCUUUGCAUGCAAAAAGAACUGCACUUUCUUCAGGUGAAGCACUGCAGACCCAGUUCAUGCUCUACGGGAUAGCAGCCCCAACUGAACAACCUACACUGGCACCUGUGAAAGCUUCAAGGGCACCAGGACACCAUAACACACUUACCAAAUCGCCAAAACGAACAUCACCCACUAUCAAUAUUGAGGAGAAUCCGCUUCCACUUUCCACUUCGACUGGGAGUAAAACUGCAAAUAAUUCUAAACUUUCAUCAAGAACCAAUUCAGCUUCACCCUCAGCAUAUGUUAAUAACAGAAAUACGGGAAAUCCUCCCUUCCAGGUUGAGGAAAGAGGAGGAGAAACUAUGAUUGGCGAUGAACCAACGAAUCAUCACGUAAACAGCAGAUACUCUUUCUACUUUAAUCUGCUCCCGUAUGGAAGCGCCAAUAGAUUUCCUCACAGAGAAACGGGUCAGGGUACAAGGUAUUUCCAUAAUGGACUGCCUGAUCUCAUUCCUGAUCCAUACUAUAUCCAAGCUGCAUCUUAUAUCCAGAGAGUGCAGAUGUACACAUUAAGAUGUGCCGCAGAAGAAGACUGUCUCUCCAGUUCAGCGUACGGUGCGAGAGUGAGGGACCUUGAUUACAGAGUGCUUCUCCGAUUUCCUCAGAGGGUCAAAAAUCAAGGCACAGCAGAUUUUCUCCCUGUGAAACCACAUCAUCAGUGGGAAUGGCACAGCUGCCAUCAACAUUAUCACAGCAUGGAUGCCUUCAGCAAUUACGACCUCUUGACCGCCUCCACGGGCAGAAAAGUGGCUGAGGGUCAUAAAGCCAGUUUCUGUCUGGAGGACACCAGCUGUGAUCCAGGUGUGAGGAGAAGAUACGCCUGCACUGCUCACACACAGGGAUUGAGCCCAGGCUGUUAUGACACCUACCAUGCCAACAUCGACUGUCAGUGGAUUGAUGUUACCGAUGUUUCUCCUGGAGAUUAUAUUCUAAAGGUGACCGUGAACCCAGGUUUCCAGGUGCAAGAGUCUGACUUCUCCAAUAACGUUGUUAGAUGUGACAUCAGAUACACGGGGUCGUACGUCCAAGCACACAACUGUAGAAUCACAGGGUGA